AUGGAGAUACGCAGGGGUCAAGCAACGAGCGUCUCCACAGAAACCCUCGUCCCGAACAAUCCUCGCAAUGCUCAAAGUCUCUCUGUUCAAACGGGCCAGGCUGGCCGUUUUCCUCGAGCUUCAGCGCUUGGCCUUCCGCCGCUUCACCCCGUCAGCCAGUCUCCGCCGGUUUUCACACGGUCACCCUUAACACCAACAGCCGGCAACAGGCCGACGAGGAAAAAGUCUCUGAUACGCAGCGAUCGAGCCAUCACCCACGGGCGAAAGAGCAUGGAUCGCCGGAGAGGGUCGACGAUCUCUAUGGCCGGACGACGGGCGUCCGUGACAUCAACACGUGGGGGCCAACAUGUGGUUUUGAAUAAGCAGACCGGAGGAUGGUGGCGUCGCAUCGUCAAGACACUGACUUGCUGCUUGCCCGCACCCAUGCUUCGUUGUUGUGGAAUGCGGGAUAGGGGAAUUCAAUUGGCGUUCCGAGAGAAACUCGCUCUUUGUAUCAUCAUCUUCCUGAUCAUGGUGCUCAUCGGAUUCGUGACUCUGUUUUUCACUCAAGUCGCUUGCCUGGCCAAUGGGGGCUUGCCUGCGGUCGGCUACAAAGAAUUGACAGGCGGGAGCGUGCAGUACAUGUUUGCCAUUCGCGGGAAGGCUUUUGAUACUCGCCAGGCACUCUCUAUCUGGAACGGGAACCCCCAUCCAAACGCACGCGCUGUCAUCGAUUACCCACAGAUUGCUGGAAAAGAUCUGAGCCACUUGUUCCCAGUAGUCUCGUCCGGCUGCCAAGAGCGGGCCAAACAGAUGAAGCGGACCGAGGACGCCACGUUUGCACUCCCCUGCACAAUACCAGGCGUCUGGCCACCAGGCACCAACACUCCGGCACAAGGCGGUCCGGCGCCGUUCGCAUGCCACUCCCAGCCCCAGGGCGUGCAGGGCAUCGCUGAAAGGGUCCGUAGCGCUCAGAAAGCCGAUCUCUUCCUCCAAUAUCAAGACGUACAAGGGGAUAAAAGACGCCUCAUCUUCAACGGAAAGGUGUGGGAUAUCUCCCGCAUCAACGAAAUCGAGAAUGUCCUUGAUCCGAAGAUCAUGUCAAUCAUUCGCAAUCACGCCGGGAUGGACGCCACGAAGGCCUUGUCUCAGUCGGCUGAUAUCCAAGACACGGCUGUGUGCUUAGACGAAGUGUUUCGGAUCGCACAAGUCGAUGCCACUAAUUUUGGAUGCGUCCUCAGCACCGUGAUCUUCUACAUCUGUCUGGGGUUCACCCUCGGUACUGUCCUGGCCAAGUUUCUGCUAGCGGUGCUCUUCCAAUGGCUGAUUGGAUGGAGGAUGGGACAGAACGGGAAAGACUCACGCGUCGCUGCCGAUCUAAAGCGUCGGCGGAAGGAGGGUAAUGCAUCGAUAACGGCCGUGCAGCCUCAACCUAUCGUCACCAACUCUGGAGCUGCGAAAUCGAAUGUGGAGUCCAUUCAGAUCGUACCUCUGGGCGACAAUGCGAAAGGAAAGGGCAAAGAACGUCAUUUGAGCAGUCUCCACAUCACCAAUCCGUCCGAUCCAAGCAGCCCUACGGAAGACUCUGCACCAAUUCCAUUGGAACCGAGGAGGCGUUCGAUGAAGACUGUGACACCGAUUCGUGCUCCCGACGGCAAAAUCAUGCAGCCGACGCUUCCAUCGGUAGAGAAUGAAAUCCCAGAGAUGGGCACUCUGACACGGUUCCGCGACCUGCAACUAGCUGCCACCCAAACGCAAACUGAUCCGAUCCUGAGCGACCCGACUCUGAUGCAUACUCUCAUCAUGGUACCUUGUUACUCCGAAAAUCAAGCCUCGCUACGAGCUACGCUCGACUCGUUGGCCCGCACCUACUACCCCGCAACGCACAAGACUCUGUUCGUCGUGGCGGAUGGCAACGUCAAGGGAUCCGGUAACGACAGAAGUACGCCUGAGUACCUCAUUGAUAUGAUGGAGAUUGAUCGGAGAUUCAAGGAUGAGGAUCCGAAGAACGGACAUGGUCCACACGCAUAUACCUACGUUGCUGUCGCCAAUGGCUCCAAGCGAAAGAACUACGCGAAAGUGUAUGCGGGUUGGUACGCAUAUGCCCUGACAGACGCGACCGGCCGAGACGCGACCCAUUCGACAACAGACGAAUCCUCGACAAACUCCAUGUCAAGAACGCUCACCAAUCGCAAAAAAGGCCGAGUACCCAUGAUCCUAGUCGUCAAAUGCGGAAACGAGGAAGAGCGCGACCCAUCCAACAAAUCGACAAAGCCGGGCAACAGAGGCAAACGGGACUCGCAGAUCUUGCUUAUGCAGUUCUUGUCCAAGGUCAUGUUCGACGACCGCAUGACCGAGCUGGAGUUUGAUAUCUUCCACAAGCUCUGGACGAUCACCGGUGUGCACCCGGAUGUUUACGAGGCGGUGAUGAUGGUCGAUGCUGACACGAGAGUGUACCCGGACUCUUUGACCCAUUUGGUCUGCUGCUUCAAACGCGAUGCGAAGAUCAUGGGAGUGUGUGGGGAAACGAGGAUUUGGAACAAGUGGGAGAGCUGGGUGACGAUGAUCCAGGUGUACGAGUACUACAUCUCGCAUCACCUGUCCAAGGCCUUCGAGUCGGUCUUUGGAGGUGUCACGUGUCUUCCAGGUUGUUUCUCGGCGUACAGGAUCAAAGCGCCCAAGAACGAUCUCUGGGUCCCGAUUCUGGCGAAUCCGGACGUUGUGGAGGAAUACUCUGAGAACGUCGUUGAGUCUUUGCACGACAAGAAUCUGCUGCUUCUUGGAGAAGAUCGGUUCUUAACCACGUUGAUGUUGAAAGCCUUCCCCAAGCGCCGCAACGUCUUUGUACCGCAGGCACUCUGCAAGACGGUGGUACCCUCGUCCUUCAGCGUCCUUCUCAGUCAACGCCGUCGAUGGAUCAACAGUACCUUGCAUAACCUCCUCGAGUUGGUGCUGGUCCGUGACCUUUGCGGAACAUUCUGCUUCAGUAUGCAGUUCGUCAUCUUCAUGGAACUCAUCGGUUCAGUGUUGCUCCCUGCCGCGCUCGCUUAUAUGAUCUACAUUGUCACCAUUACCAUCUUCCGCCUCGUUCACGAAAACUUGACCCUGACUUUUGAUGUCUUGUUGCCGAUCAUUCAGCUUGGAGCGAUUAUCUGUUUACCAGCCAUGAUGAUUCUCUUGACGAUUAGGAGCUGGAAGUAUAUCUGGUGGUUCUUCGUUUACAUUCUGGCUUUGCCGGUGUGGCAAUUUAUCUUACCGCUUUACUCUUUCUGGCAUUUCGAUGAUUUCUCAUGGGGUGAAACACGCGUCGUCACUGGAGAAGAAGGCAGGAAAGCCGCGGACCACUCACGCCGGGACGGAGAAUUCGACCACAACGGGAUCUUCAUGAAGACAUGGAAGGAAUGGAUGCGCGAACGCACGAUACAAGAAGACCGCAAGCGUGGCGCGUUCGGCCAAGGACAGUCGAUGUCUGCUUCUGGCCCUACUCCUGGACCAACGCCAUCGCGAAACCCAAGCGUGCCUCAUUCCGCUGGAUUUGCACCCCGGCCCUCCAUCGCAAUACCGCCACCUCUGUUUGGCCCACCGCCUCCAGGCUCGCGGCCGGUUAGGGCAUCUUCAUCCGGCCAUCCAGCAGAUUUUGGACGUGCGCCUUUCUCUGCGCCCGCCAGUUCACUACCCUUCUCACCCCCCAAUGGCACUGCGACCAUGAGGACUCCGACCGGUACGCCUCCCCUCAUGAGGGCUCCAACCGGUACACCUCCACUCAUGAGGACACCGACAGGCACACCUCCGCCCCUCUAUCCACCUGACGCUCGUGCGUCACAGAUGUGGUACCCGCCGUACCCGUUCACGCCAGCGUCGGCCGCGUUGGCGUCAUCACCGGGGAUGGGCAGGCAGAAGUCUGCGCAACCGCAGCAUAAUCUGGGUUACUUCCCGGUCCAGAUGCAGAUGCCACCGACGCCGCACCAACGUCCACGUGCGUCGACUCAGCCACCGCUAUCCGCGGUGCUUCAGCAGAGUAGCCCGUCGACGACUUUACAGUCUCCGAAGACCCCUGGAACAGUGGGCACCGAAGACUCUCAGCAGAAAUGGGAUGCAGGCUGGGAGUACUGUACAUGUAAUGUAGCUAGCUUCUCACUUGACCUUUGUUCUCCCUUUACCGGCGAUGUCAUGUUUGUAAAGUUCACCGUCAGGACUGUGAAAUUGGCUGCCAAGUCUUCACAGAUGGGCUACAAAGUUUGGACGAUAUGUGAAUGUGCAUAUGGCAUAACGCACCGUAAAUUAACGCCCCGUCGCAUGAAGACCGUGCGUAUGGCCCCCUUAUUAAGGUACAGUAGUGUUCACAAAAAAGAAAUGCUACACAUCCUAUCCCUUCGCCUCCGUACCCCCAGCUUCUCCAGGGGAACCUUCAAGCAGAAGACUGGAGCCGGGCUGGGUGAUUUAAAUUCACCGUUUGCGCGCGGACAGCUGGCAGAAAGUGGACUGAUUUGCCCUACGACGGAGUGGAUUGAGGGGAGAAGGAGGGAACUUAAUGUUUCAGCCCAGAGGGUGCAGCCGGGGAUCCUGUACGGCAUACCCGCCAUCAUCGUGCUGAUCGUCCUCCUGGCCAUAAUCGUGCCAGUAAUGACGGGCUCCCGACCCGAGCUAAUGAAUCCUGCCGGUCCUCCCUCCGGAAUCAUACAAGUCGGCGCCUGCAUGUUAGGAAUGUUCCUCGCUUUGGUCAUCGGGGGCACUUUGCGUCGGCGCGCGAUCCUUUCCGCCAUGAGCACGACCGAAAAGUUGUCGGAUGAUUUCAAUAAGGUGGAUAAUGCUCGGGGGAUGAUGUGGCGGUAUAUUGACAAAGGGACCAGUCAUCCAGAGUCGACGGUUGAACUCUACGCCUUUAGCGCCCAAUCCGCAUCUCUCCUCGCUCAAUCACUCGCACCAGAGCCGCUGCCCGCUUACCUGCCAAAACUAACCCCUGGAGAUUCCUCGCCGAUCUACCCUCCAGCACCACCAUCAUCCGGCGGUGCAUCGGGAGCACUCCCAGCGUAUGCGCCAGUAGCUGAAAAUGGCGCAAAACGGUUUGCGGAGGAGAUGCGUGUCUAG
Messenger RNA from Fimicolochytrium jonesii, 5067 nucleotides. RefSeq names its product chitin synthase-domain-containing protein. The transcript is spliced from 10 exons. Lineage: Eukaryota; Fungi; Chytridiomycota; Chytridiomycetes; Spizellomycetales; Powellomycetaceae. Gene Ontology annotation, molecular function: chitin synthase activity. Bases 1 to 5067 code for a protein of 1688 amino acids. The record is from RefSeq and is a predicted model, not a curated record. Gene Ontology annotation, cellular component: cell septum; cell periphery.